ACAGAAUUUUGCUUAAAUCUCAGCAGUGUCAUAAACUGCGUUGUUUCUUCGUUCUCUCACUCUCCUCUUCUUGGCAAAAUGGGAAGCCUAUACAACAAGAACAGAGUGUUUGGAUCAUCAUCAACCCACAGUAGCCCCACCUGCACACGCACACACCAGAUUGGAGCCCUAGCUCUGAUCUUCACCACCUUCUUCCUCACCAGACUCCUAGACCAGUCUUUCAACUCCACCACUUUCCAAUACAAAUCCCAGAACGACGCCGUUUCGCAGGAUUUCUACAAGGGGUGGCCACAAAGAGGGUAUGGGACCCACCUGUCACUGAAGAUCUACGUGUAUGAUGAAAAUGAGAUUGAGGGGUUGAGACAGUUGAUGUACGGACGAGAUGCGAAAAUAUCGGUGGAUAUGUGUGUAAAGGGACAAUGGGGUACUCAAGUAAAAAUACACAAGUUGCUAUUGCAAUCAAGAUUCAGGACAUGGAAGAAAGAGGAAGCUGAUUUGUUCUUUGUGCCGACUUAUGUUAAAUGUGUUCGUAUGUCAGGUGGCUUAACUGACAAAGAGAUUAAUCAGACUUAUGUGAAGGUCUUAAGUCAAAUGCCAUAUUUCAGGUUAUCUGGCGGUCGCGAUCACAUAUUUGUUUUUCCAAGUGGUGCAGGGGCUCACUUGUUCAAAUCCUGGGCUACAUAUCUGAAUCGCUCCAUAAUUUUGACUCCUGAGGGGGAUCGAACAGAUAAGCGUGAUACAAGUGCUUUUAAUACCUGGAAGGACUUAAUCAUCCCUGGAAAUGUUGAUGAUGGCAUGACUACUCAGGGAGCAAGAUUUGUUGAGCCAUUACCCUUGUCAAAAAGGAAGCAUUUGGCAAACUUCCUAGGUCGGGCACAAGGAAAGAUUGGUCGUCUUCAAUUGAUAAAUCUUUCAAAGCAGUUUCCGGAUAAGUUGGAGUCUCCUGAGUUGAAGUUCAGUGGCCCUGACAAACUUGGUAGAAAAGAUUAUUUUCAGCACCUUGGGAAUGCCAAGUUCUGCCUUGCUCCACGUGGCGAGUCGUCUUGGACACUUCGGUUUUACGAGUCAUUUUUUGUGGAGUGUGUGCCAGUGAUCUUGUCAGAUCAAGUGGAGUUGCCUUUCCAGAAUGUUGUCGAUUACACACAGAUCUCGAUCAAAUGGCCAUCCACUCGGAUAGGUCGUGAACUUUUAGAAUACUUGGAAUCAAUACCAGACAAAGAGAUAGAAGGGAUGAUAGCUCGUGGUAGAGAAGUGAGGUGCUUGUGGGUGUAUUCUCCUGACUCAGAACCCUGCUCUGCAUUUAGCGGAAUUCUGUGGGAACUUCAGAGGAAAGUGAGGCAAUUUCACCAGUCAACUGAAACUUUUUGGCUGCACAAUGGAUCUGUAGUCAACAGAAACUUAAUGGAAUUCAACAAGUGGAAACCACCCAUGCCUUUGCCUUGAUCUUCAAUGACUUUGUCAUUAUUAUCUGUCGGACUUCAUCAAUUUGUGUUUAGGUAAUCGGAAUCCUAAAUUCCAUUUUAUUCUUUGAUUAGCUUCUAAUGUAGCAGUCCCAUGAAGCUUUUUCCUGUUUCAAGUUUUUGUUGAUUUUACACUGUUAUAUUGUAUAGUCAGGUAAGAAUUGUAUAAUUGGCAGAGCAAACAAGUAGGAUACUGGAGCAACUGUAUCUAUGCUUAGGGUAUAUUGUGCAACCUAAACUUUACAGCCCACACAUACAAAGGAAUAUCAAUAGCUUAUAAUGCUUCUCCUUC
Messenger RNA from Daucus carota subsp. sativus, 1752 nucleotides. RefSeq names its product probable glucuronosyltransferase GUT1. Gene Ontology annotation, molecular function: glycosyltransferase activity. The record is from RefSeq and is a predicted model, not a curated record. Lineage: Eukaryota; Viridiplantae; Streptophyta; Magnoliopsida; Apiales; Apiaceae. The coding region runs from base 79 to 1443 and encodes 454 amino acids. The transcript has 8 exons.